GGAUGGAAAACGUAAUAGCCGUUUCUCACAUUCUGCUAGACAGGCCUCAGCACUUCAGUUUUAUAAAAGUCUUGUCUACUGGUAGUCGCUAGUCUGUGGUUCUAACUUCUGCCGCCCAGUUCACGCAAAAUUUUGCUAGUAAACGAAAAAAAAAAACAGACGUUAGCAGUGGUACUAGUGUUUAAUAGUAAUAAUUAAAAAGCGUUUAUUUCAGCAUUUGUACAUUAAAAAUCGUAAGUGUUCAGAGAGGGGACUUUUUGCAAGAUCAGAAUAUGUCGAUUAUACAUUUCUCGCAGUUGUUGAAAACAUGUCUCACAAAUGAUCUAUGUCGAACGUUAGUAAAUCUAGAAGAAAAAUGGAACAUGGCUAAACUUGAAGCUGCAUAUACAGAGCACAACAUGACAUCUGACAUUAAUACCGGGAAAGCUUUAAAGAUUAAGAGGGAGAUGGGUGAGAACACACCUGUGCUUUCCGAUGAUGAGCUGGUAACAAUGUCUGUGAGGGAGCUAAAUCAUCACCUUCGGGGGCUGACAAAGGAAGAUGUGAUCCGACUGAAACAACGCAGGCGCACACUAAAGAACCGUGGCUAUGCAGCCAGCUGUCGUGUUAAGCGUGUCUGUCAGAAAGAAGAACUGGAGAAGCAGAAAUCUGAGCUUGAGCGAGAAGUGGAUAAACUAGCUAGAGAAAAUGCCAACAUGAAGCUUGAACUGGAGGCUCUGCGCUCCAAGUAUGAGGCACUUCAAAGCUUUGCGAGGACAGUGUCACAUGGCACUAUCACUCCCACCAAAGUUACCACUACCAGCGUCAUCACUAUUGUCAAGUCAACAGGCAACAACAAAGCUACACAGGGCUCUUACUCCUAGCUGAGAAAAAGUGACCUAAUGUACUUUAUUGUACUGUAGGUGCCCAUAUUGGUUUCUCACUUUUGGGACCCGAUUCAUCCUAGAUCAAACAAACUUCAAAAUAUCCCGUAAGCUGUAAUGUUGCCAAUCGUGUAAGUCAGAGACAUUGUUGUGCAACAGAAACAACACAGAGGAAAGCACUGUACUUUUAAAAUGGUUAUGUUGUGUUCUGCUACUGUAGAAGCACAGAAUAGUUCUGAAACUCCAGUUGUACUUUGUAUGGCAUCAGCGGUUUGAACUGUAAAAUCUUUUUGGAAGAAUGACUAUUGAAAUAUAAUGAGAUUUACUUUGUGGUUCUGCAAGAUGGCUAGCUUCUGCCUCAGGUUGUAUUGUAGUUAUUUGCAGCAUAGCUUUCAGGUUGUUUAUGCAUAUAUGACAACAGCUACUAGCUCACUGAUUUAUCUUUUUAACCUUUCUGCAUUCCAUUUUGCAGGUAUUUGAUGUGCAGAGUGUGAGAUAUGGGUAUGACCAGCAGACAGCUAACUGUUGGUAUGAGUCAUGUCCAUAUUUUUGGAGACUCUCUCUCCACUAUUCCACUCAUGCACAGAGUAUCCCAAAAUGUUUUUGAAAGUCUGCUUUUCUUAUUUGAUUCAUCUAUUAGGCAGUGGAAUUUCAGAUGUGAAGUAAAGUUAAAAUGUUUGUUUAAAUUCUGUUUGUGUAGUAAGCACAAUUUAGCUGUAAAGCACUUACAGUAGCACCUUCUUGAAAAAAAAAAAUGAAAAUAUAUUUCUGUGGCAGAAUGCGUUUCUGUGGCACUUGUCAUUUUAGUUUUCAAGAGAAAGAGAAAGUGAGCGAGAGAGGGAGAGAGACCACUGAUUCACACAGCACUGAGAUUACUCCAGAUGGAUCCUGGUGUUAAAUGAUCAUCCAUCCAGAGAUUUUUUAGCUCAUUUUAGUAAGGUCUAGUUAUGUUGAAUAAGAGAAAAGUUGAAAGUAGGCUUAUUAUUCAGAUUUUUUGUUAUUUCCCUUAAAGCAGAGCAGAUUCCUGCCCUUUUAUUUGCAUUCUUGUAAAGAUUAGACUUUUGGUGUUUUUCUGUCCUCUCUAAUACAGUAUUUUACCUAAGGAAGCAUUGCCUUCAUUUUCUUGCCACAAGUCCAGAUGUGUUUUGUUGAUUUGUUUCGAGCGGUGCAGAAUUCAGUUUUAUUUACUGGACUAGACUCCUUUUAUUGGGCCAAAAGGAGUACGUCUGUCUCUGUAUAUUUUUCGUAUUUAUUGUCUUCAAAUGCUGCACUGAUUUUUCUAUUGUGGUUCUUUCAGUGGGUUCCUGUACAUCAUACAGUUGAUAUAUACUAAUGCCAAAAAUGUGUCUUUUGACUAGCUGUAGUCAGGAAAGUUUGCAAGGUACACACAAACAUGAUCACAGAUGUGUAAAUCUAUCCCCAUACUUAGUGGCUUGAAUUCAUGUUUCAGUUCUGACACUGCAUGCAGCUUUGGGGUGCUGUGCUUCUAAGGUGCUGACCUUUGUUUGUAGGAGAUCUUAAAACUCUGGCUGUUAUCUGUAUGAGUUAUUAGUAACUUUUUUAAGAUCCCUUGGAAUUUAUUUGAAUAUACUUAGGGGUGUUACCUUAUUGCCCUGACUAAAUUUCCCUUCAUCAGACUAAGUAUUGCCGCAAGUUUCCUCUGAAAACAAACCAACAGCUUAAUCAGAGUUACCUAAUCACCGUUAUGAAAUUAAGUAAAUAUUUUGUUGCAAGUCUAAUGUCCGUUCACUGUAGGGAGAGUGUGACUGACAAGAGAAUACAAGCCAGUCAAAGUUUGGUUAAAACAGGCAACUUUUGUUAUAGUAUGUCUUUAAGCUGGAAUGUUUGUAAAAUUUUGAGAAGUAACAAACUUUAUUUGAAAAUGUUAUCUAGGAAAAGAGAACAUAAGCCAGUGAUGUGAAAUAUAUUUGGGCUCCAUGUAACUUGACCCAAACUUAUUUUCCCUUCUUGUUUUGAGAAGAUCUUUGUGUUUGUUGCCUGCUGAGACACCAGAAGUAGUAUCUCUUGUUGUACGAGACACCAGAAGUAGUAUCUCUUGUUGUACUCAAGUCCAUGAGUGGAGUUACUUGGGGUGAGAGGAUAUUAGCAACUACAACACAUAUCUGCCUGUCAUCUUGUAGAGAAUCUGUCAAAUACAUCUGUUUCUCUGUAUUUCAUUCUGGUGGCAUUAAGGAGAUAUUUUAUUUAUUGCAUUAUAUUCGGAAGAGACUUUAAACCAUGAUCCAAUCUGCUGAAGUUGGUGGUAGGUCAGGUGGAUGUAAAAGAUCCUAUGGCGUCUACUGAAAAGAGUAGGAGAGGUUUCCUAAUACCCUGACCACAUUUUUGUUGGUAAUAUAAACACCACCUUGGGUUUCCACUGAAGAGGCCACUGGCAUAGUGGGAGUAAGCUGAUCAGCAAAGAAUAAAUAAAUGUGCCUUACUGUCUAUUUUUUCAUCUUCUGACACACCCUUUAUCUUUUUGAAAGUUGCAGGGGACUCCAAGCCUAUCCCAGAAAGCAGGUAGGGUAUGGCAGCUUAUGGAUUCUGAGCAGUGCAGCAGCCUUUUACAGGAAGCAUGCAUCUAUGGGCAGUCUGUGGGAUUAUCUCACUUGUUUGACCAUAUCUUUGGGAUGGGAGAAGCAAGAGGGGCCCAUUCAAGGGGGAUAUGCAGACUUUGCUUAGCAUGUACUGCAGCUGAGAAGUAAACUGGAGAACACAGAACUUUGAAGCAUCAGCACUAACCAGUGCACCAGUGCGCCACCUGAUAGAGAAAUUAGUCAAACAAGGCUACAGAGUGUUUCCAUCUAGUGUCGUAAUUGUGAGAGGGCCAAGUGCUUAACUAAUAUCACUUGCCAUAAACACUGCAUAUGGGAUUUGUCUCGUGUCCUAAAGUGUAGCAACCUGAAAGUUAACUGUGGUGUUAUGAUGUACUGGGAGUGUAGUCCUCCGGCAUGAAGGGUGAUGGUCUGUCCUCAUACAAAAGUGGCAGCUCAUAUAGCAGUCAACCACUUUGCAUGCGAGUGACUUGUUUUAAAAAGACUUGAUUUUCAGUGGGCUGGCAUAGAUUAUUUUCAUCCUGACUGCACCAUAGUACUUUUUAUAGAGGUGUCAGAAUGGUUUUGGUAUUAAGAUGCACACACAUUACCUUUCUAAAUUACUGACAUGAAAUGAGAUAGGCAUGGUAAAGUCAUACAAACACUUGAAGGGUGGAUGAAGUCACAUGGCGCUAUAUGUUGUAGACCACUUUCCCAGUGCUUCCUAUAUCACAGGGUCCUGAUGUCAUACUGGAGUUGCCAUCCUCAAUCAGUGUCAUUGAUGAGCUAUUCUGAUACUGAAAUAUUAGUAAAAGGCAGUUCAUCAGUAGCAGCACCCCCCUCCCUAAAAAAAAAAAAAAGAGCUCCUGAAUUCCACAUGAUUAGUCUGUGACAUUGAAGAGGUGAAGCAUAUGUCAGUGGAAAUGGUGAGAGAGUGAUUCCAGGGAUGUUGAGAUGACGUGAAGAGAAUAUUUGGAAAGGGAAAAGGCUCAGGAAUGUAUGUAGUGGGGCUUCAGAGAGCUGCAUAUAGGCAAGGUAUAUGGAUGUGUUAAAUGGUUAAUGAGGAGCGUGCGGUAACCAGAUACUAAGGCCAGAAAACGUGUGUGAAAGUAAGAAACGUUUUACUGACAUCUUGGACUUGAUUUUCAGGUGUGUGAUCUGUGAAGUGAGAAUAUUCUAAGAAAGCAAUGAGUAAUGGUAUAAAAUAGGAUAGAGUAUCUGUUGUUGUAAGGUGUAAAAGUGCAUUUACAGUUGAGAGUAAACCAUUGAGAAGUUUUCUGAACAAGGAGGACGCAGUCUGUUUUGGUUUGGAUGUGAGAACCCUUGACUGUCGUAUUUUAAACUUCAGUGACUUUUAUGCAAAAUUGUCCCAUACCAUUCAAUGCCUGUAUUCAUUUAUGAACUGUAGUAACCUUAUGGUGUAAAGGUAAUUGGAAAGCAAACAAGCGCACAAACCUGAAAGGUUGCUCUACCAGAUGGCAUAUUUUUUGGUACCUGCUUUGUGUUGGAGUGUAUGUUUCAUAAUGUGUAACGCAAACCAUUCCAUCAUUAGGAGGGUCCUGCUGCAGCUUAAGUAAACUGCAGCAAAGCUAAGUAAGAGGUUGUGAGGUGGCUAAACAUUUGACAAUGGAGCACCAUAAGUUGUUGUAAGGUGUUACCUAUGUACAUUUCAUAAAUGUGAUUAACUUUUAAUGGUGGAUCCAGUUGUAACUAUGUAUCAAAGCUGUUUUGUCAGGAUUUAAAUAGUGUCUUUAAAGCAUUUUAUGUGCAGAUUUUUCCAUAAAUAUGUCCUCAAUGUGUUUGUUAUAUGGUUAAUAACUUGACAGAUGAUGCUGAUGGUAUGACAACACUGCUGGUCUUAGUUUUCAUGAUCCCAUAAUUUGACAGACCUGUUUAGUUCAUCAGAGUUUCAUGCACUAGGUGUAUGAAUUGACAGUCAGUUCUGCAGGUAGGCACCCUAGACUACACCAUAACAUGCAUGGUUUUUGCUUUUGAACUUAGUUAUGCACUUGUUUUUGUGUCACAUGUACUAUUAUUUUGCAUACUUCCCUGCUGCUUCCGUAUAUUUUUGUGCUUGUUUUACAAGUUCGUUAACAUUCCAGCAAAUGUUCAAACUGAAAUGGACUAUAUAAAUGUGUUACAUCUGCUGUAAAUGGGAGGUAGAGUUAACAGACCUCUGCAGAACUCCGGACCCACAGUGAGAUCUCAGAAUAUAUUUAUGGGGGUUAUGUAUUUGUAGACAUAUGUACUUGUAGUUAGGAUAGCUCCCCAUGUGUUUUUAAGUUGUUAGCUUAGACCUUUGAUAGUUGUCACUUGUCAGACCUCCGAUAACUACUGGCUUGACUCUGCUUACAGAAUGCAGCAGGUUUGGAAUACAAGAAAGGCCACCAUUCUGCAUUUACCUUGUUUUGUGGUGUUUGGUUUUGUGAUGAUUGAAGACCUCUUUAUUCUAUGAAUGAAAGUUAUAAUUCUCACCUAAGGAAUACACCAGCAUAUCAUUUGUUAGGUUUACAUUUCUUGUAUGCGUAAAAUAUUGAUAUAUAAUAUACAUAUUUUGUAAAUUGUUUAAAUGUACUUGUUAUGCAUAUAAAUCUAAAGUAUUUAAAGAAAUUCUUUUCACAUAAUUUCAAAGACAUGCUGCUUUUAUUUUUUGUUUUUAUGUAUUUUAUGAAUUUUGUUUUGUUAAGGUAUUUCAUCAGCAUUUGGGAAAUUUAAUGUGUAAUAGCAUUUAACAUUUUUUCAAAUAAAUUGAUUUUUAACAGUCACAGGAAAGCCAAGGUCUUGUGAAACCAUAAAUUAUAGUUAAAUUGCACCAAUCAUAGCUAUUUUUAAAGAAAAACAAAAGUUCUACCUUCACUUUAUUGAUUGACAACUUGCCAGUUAAAAUGUCAUCAUCUGGUGAUGAUGAAGGAAUUAUUUUAGUGGGGUUAUUGUUUCUGAUUUCACAUGCCCUACUUGUGAGCAUCAAACUUGAGGCUCCUUUUAUUUAUUUGAAUGUUAAGUUGAAGCAGUUUAAAGUUGUACUUAUUUUAGUAAAAAUAAUGUCACUGUUGAAUUGAAUUGUAACACUUUUUGACUUAUUGUCAUUUACUUGAAACAGGCUUAGCAUUUUGAAUUUCCAAGCCACAUAAUCAUUUUCAGCUGUUGUCAAUUCAUUGGUUUGUAAAACAAGAUUUUUACUCUGCAAUCUAUACUGGGUGGUAACACAUGCAGACAAGAGAACUGGUAUCCUAACUGCAGUUUUUAUUUGUUGUUUUUUUUUUUUUUUUCCCCUCCCCCAAAUAUAUAAAGGUACCGGAUUGGAUGAAGUUGUAAACACUUUAGUUUUACUGAGGAUGGAAUGUUAGUACAACAGCUUGCUUAUGUAUUGUGUCUUGGAGAACAUGCAUUAAGCCUAUAAAUAGUACAGUGUACACUGCUAAAAGUUGCAUGAAGCAAGUACAGCAAUGUAAACAUAAUUUCACAUAUAAGCAAAUAUGAUGCAAUUAUGUAAAAUGCAGACAACCCUGCAAAAUGAAAUGUAGCGAAAGUAACAAGUUUCACUGCAUUACUAGUAACAUUUGGCCUGGACUAAAGGAUCAUCAAUUUGUUACGCUGUUGUCAUUUCAUUACAGUUUUCUUGUCUGCAGUGUGGCGGAUGUUUCUCUAGUCAGGAAAAUGCAUUGUUAAACUUGCUCUUUACAGUGCAGACAAACCAACAUUUUAUGUAGUAAAUAUGAAGGAUGUGCACGUAGAUUAUUAAUGAAUUCUACUGUGGGAGAUGGAGGACCAUGCAGCCUUUCUCCUUUUUUGCAUUUGUUGGUACAUUUGGGUUCCAUUUGAGUUAUUCUAGUGUGUAACAACUGGAUGCUACAUGCACAAUUAAUUGAUGCUACUUUCUUAUAUGCAGAAUGUUCAGCCUGCACAUACAAGUAAUUUUAAAUAUCUUGUAGUUUACAAAAGAGAUGUAUUUGACACUUGUUUUGAAGAGGGCAUUUUAAUUUAAUAAUAUUUGAAAACUAUCUUGCUAUAUAGUUUCUUAGACAGUUGCUACAUUUAAAUUUAACAGUUUCCCAUUUAAUGGCUGUAUUUUUAAGUGCUUCUUAGUGUUAGCUCAACACUAGUGUGCUGUUAAUACUUUAGCAGAUGUGAGUCACUUUGGACAACUGUGGGGGAUUUUUCAGAUGCAUCAAAAUGGAUGAUGACAUACUGGUAAGGCAAGUGUUAACUGUCGCUGUUUUUGCGGUACCUUAGCACAGAGCUUUUAUUAAGUAGUUUCUGAGCAUUUAUUUUCUGAUUGCCUUUUAUUUAUUUAUAAAUUAUUACUUUUAAAAUUUAUAUGUUCAAAUGUUGCAUAUGAAAUAUUUGUAGACAGUGAAACAAAAUUUUUAUCAUUUUCUGUAAAUAUUUCUAUUUAUUUUUCUGAAAAUAAUGGCCUAUGUUUUGUAGUUUACAUCUAACAUUAGCAUCACUUUUCUUUACCACAGCUAACUCAAGUUUUGGACAUCUUUUGCGCUGUUUAAUGGCACAUUGCUGCAUCACUUUUUAAAGAAAAGGAUAGUGUUAUCAUUUAAUGUGAUGUUCAUUGUACAGGUCACUGAAUGUAACUCUUGAGAUCCAUUUAUUUUGUAUACAGUGGAAAUAAAUGUUUUCCAAAUAGUC
Protopterus annectens (West African lungfish) is the source of this 8038-nucleotide messenger RNA. RefSeq names its product MAF bZIP transcription factor F (gene MAFF). Gene Ontology annotation, biological process: regulation of transcription by RNA polymerase II. Gene Ontology annotation, cellular component: nucleus. Gene Ontology annotation, molecular function: DNA-binding transcription factor activity, RNA polymerase II-specific; RNA polymerase II cis-regulatory region sequence-specific DNA binding. The transcript has 3 exons. The record is from RefSeq and is a predicted model, not a curated record. Lineage: Eukaryota; Metazoa; Chordata; Ceratodontiformes; Protopteridae. Bases 273 to 863 code for a protein of 196 amino acids.